Messenger RNA from Leptidea sinapis, 3448 nucleotides. It is a transcript of the gene ash2, whose product is annotated as set1/Ash2 histone methyltransferase complex subunit ASH2. NCBI's taxonomy places the organism in Eukaryota, Metazoa, Arthropoda, Insecta, Lepidoptera, Pieridae. The record is from RefSeq and is a predicted model, not a curated record. Gene Ontology annotation, molecular function: protein binding; transcription cis-regulatory region binding. The transcript is spliced from 10 exons. Bases 122 to 1831 code for a protein of 569 amino acids. Gene Ontology annotation, cellular component: Set1C/COMPASS complex.
AUCUUUACUGUACAAAACUGUAAACGAUCAUUUAACUAAGUUUAUGAAAUCAACAUGUAUAAAAAUAUCUAUCUCGAGUAUUAAAAAUAUGCUGAGCGUUUGUGUAUAAUGUUAAUUAUUAAUGACUUCAAGUAUUGAGACUAUACAAAGGACGGGAGAUACCAUGGACAUUUCAGCUAUACAUUCGAUAAAUAUUCAAACAGAAUCUCAAAAGUCUACUGAUAAUGAUAAAAAUCGAUCUAAAAAUAGUAAUGAUACACAGGGAAAUUGUUACUGCGGCAAAGAAAGAAAUCUUAACAUAGUGGAACUUCUUUGUGCAUCAUGUAACAGAUGGUACCACGAAUCGUGUAUUGGCUAUCAACUGGGCAAAUUGGUUCCAUUCAUGACAAAUUAUCUAUUUAUCUGUAAGAACUGUUCACCUACUGGUCUAGAAACAUUUAAGAAGAAUCAAGCUCCUUUUCCACAAAUGUGUUUGACUGCUAUUGCAAAUUUAAGACAGGAAAGUUUUAAGGAUGGAAAUAAUAAAUCAUUGUUUAGUAAAGAUCGGGACAUAAUACCAUACAUUGACCAAUAUUGGGAGGCCAUGACCACUAUGCCCCGGAGAGUAACUCAAUCUUGGUAUGCAACAGUGCAAAGGGCACUAAUCAAAGAUAUACAAAUCCUAUUUACAUAUGAGGAUGAUCCAAAUCAAGGACCCAUGUUUGGGCUUUUUAACAUGGAAUUAACAAAUAUUAAACCUAAUUAUGAAGCUAUGAUAAAGCAAGGGCAACUUAAAGUUACUGAUAUGGGUGUUGCAACAGUUCCACUUGCGGGCAACGUGAAGGGCCGUCAAGGCAAGCGCCGUCCAGCAGUGGGCAUCGAGGCCGGAGCGCCAGUGGGCAAAAAGGGCAGGUCUAGUGAUAUAAACACACUCAAGUUGCCUUCCCACGGGUAUCCCACUGAACAUCCCUUCAACAAGGAUGGCUAUCGGUAUAUACUUGCCGAACCCGAUCCACACGCGCCCUUUCGUCAGGAGUUCGACGAAAGCCACGAGUGGAGUGGGAAGCCCAUCCCGGGCUGGUUGUAUCGGUCGCUGUGUCCCAGCGGGGUGCUACUGGCUCUCCACGACCGGGCUCCGCAGCUGAAGAUAUCCGAGGACCGGCUGGCUGUGACCGGCGAGAAGGGGUACUGCAUGGUCAGGGCCACACAUGGUGUCUCGCGUGGUGUGUGGUACUGGGAGGCGAGCGUGGAGGAGAUGCCAGAGGGAGCUGCCACGAGACUGGGCUGGGGGCGUUGUUACGCCAACCUGCAGGCGCCACUCGGCUUCGACAAGUUCGGCUACUCCUGGCGCAGCAGAAAGGGGACUAGGUUCCACGAGUCUCGCGGCAAGCACUACAGCAGCGGCUACGGGGAGGGUGACACGCUAGGUUUUCUGAUCGUCCUUCCCGACAGCGAGACGACCAAAUAUACACCCAAUACUUAUAAGGAUAGGCCGUUAGUGAAGUUCAAAAGUCACCUGUAUUACGAAGACAAGGACAAUAUCCAGGAAUCUCUGAAUGCUCUCAAACAACUCUCCGGGAGCAAGAUAUAUUUCUUCAAGAAUGGUGAAUGUCAGGGGGAGGCUUUCACAGAUGUGUAUCAGGGCUGUUACUACCCGUCUGUGUCAUUGCACAAGAAUGCCACUGUCAGUGUCAACUUUGGACCCAAUUUCAAGUAUCCGCCAUCAACCGAACAUUCAUAUAGGCCGAUGUCUGAAAAGGCGGAGGAGGCGAUAUGUGAACAAACAAUGGCCGACCUGUUGUUCUUGACAGAACAUGAGGGUAGACUGAGACUUGAUAACUUUAAUCUCUGAUACUACUAGCACCGUUGAACGGUGUGUGACUAUAUCUCGAGUGACACUUGAUUAUUCGGUUUUGAAGUGAUUCAAUGAGUGAAGUUAACAUUUAAGUAGUGACAGUACUGUGUGUGUAUAUUUAAAUGUUUUCAGUGGUGGAACACGACUAGAAAAUAUAUGGGUACAUAACUUGCUGUGAGGAAAAAAUCGCCAAAAGGCUAGUUAACUGAAUGUAAGACAAUGAUUGAUUUCAUGUCUAUUCAACAUGAAUACUGUAUUUUAUAUUUUAUAAAACCCGAACAUUAUUUUUUUGCGAUUUUAAGUCGAUAAACUUUACAGACUGUGAUGGCGUCUUGUGUAUGACGUCAUAUUGUUGUUAUUCUGAUAUUUCGAAUUUGUUUUAAAUUAAAAAUAAGUUCCUUGUACUGCAAGUACUUACUGUAAAGUGACCCACUUGAAAAGCACAACUGUAAAUGAAAUAAUACUGAACUGAGUAUUAUUUAGAAAACCAGGAUGUAAUUUUAAUGUCAAGUAAAUAAUUUCGAAUAAUGAAUCUUUAAAAUUGUUGAGCCUGUUUAUCACGGGCCUAGGCCGUUCUGUAGGAAUACUGUCUGAUUAUGUGAUUAAGUAUUAUUAUAUAAAACUAUUAUCAUAUAUAAUAAAAUUCUCUUGUCACAAUGUAAGUUACCAUAAAUUUUACAUGAAUAUUCAGUAGGUCUGAGAAUCGGCUACUAUCUAUUUUUCAUAUCCCUAAGUGAUAAGGGUUGUUCACCCUUAACUUUUUUUUAAAUUUUUGGACAAAAUUUUUUGUUUUUAUUUAAUGAUUCAGCAUUGAAAAAUACAUACAACUUAAAUCUUAUCGAUAAAUCGAAUCGAAAAUAGUUGUACUAUUUUUGUAUCACUAUUUUUACAUUAUUCCGUUCCAUUCACAAAACUACGAAAGUUCUAUUGGUUGCAAGGUAGCAAUCAAAUACAAUAAUUGUAGUACAAUAUAUUUGGUACGUCUGAGAAUCUUUUUUAUACCUCAAAAAUGUUUGUUGUUGAAUUUCAUUUAAUUACUUUAUAUGGCAAUACAACAUUUGCUGGUUCAGCUAGUAUUAUUACAAAAUAGAUGGAAUUUUUUUCAAUUUUUUUUUCUGUGAUGUGACAAUGACAGAAUAGUGAACUUUUUUCAAAAAGAACACAUUUUACUUCUAAGGUAAGUCAUUACUUUAAGAAAACUGUGUAAGAAGUGUACUGGAAUCUAUAGUAUAUUGCUAGUUUUGUGGUCAUGUACAUAAAUCGAUUUACUGCAUAACUUGUUAGAUCCAACAUAUUCGGUAGAAUUUCUAUUACUACUACUACUAGGCUGUUCACCCCAGAUUAGAAGUGUUUGUGAAUUCAGUCAGAUUGGACAGUCAACAUAGAAUAUUAGAUCAAUGAAUUAUGUACCUACAUUAUGUAUAUUGAGCGAAUAUAGUUAAAAAAUUAUUCUGUCAAAAAGUAAAUGUAUUAUUGAAUCUCUAUUUUCGAUUGAGAAUGUGAGAAACAUAAAUAAGUUAUUGAAUUUUUCAAUGUUUUUUGAGAUCAGUAUAAAUUAUAUUAAAUUUUUAUUUUAAAAGUAAGAAUUAGAAUAAAAUAAUUAAAAUAAUAAAA